This is a messenger RNA of Meyerozyma guilliermondii ATCC 6260, 519 nucleotides long. It is a transcript of the gene PSF3, whose product is annotated as DNA replication protein. Lineage: Eukaryota; Fungi; Ascomycota; Pichiomycetes; Serinales; Debaryomycetaceae. The record is from RefSeq and is a predicted model, not a curated record. The coding region runs from base 1 to 519 and encodes 172 amino acids. The transcript has a single exon. Gene Ontology annotation, cellular component: GINS complex. Gene Ontology annotation, biological process: mitotic DNA replication initiation.
AUGUCGUACUACGAUUUGGAUGACAUUCUAGCUGAUGCAGAAAAGGUGCCUUGUAGGUUCAAUAUCCUGGUUCCAGGCUUGGGGUACCUAGAAGGUCAGCCAGGAAAAGCCAUACAAAAAGAUACAAAAAUCGAAUUACCGCUCUGGUUAGCGGAAAUUUUGGCAAUCUGUGAGCUUCUGGAAGAGUCACAGCAGAGUUUCAUAGACUUAUUACAGCCUGAUUUCAUCAGUCCCAAGGUGAUAAAUGCCAUAAAGACGAGUCCCACGUCGGUGGACUUGCACGCCAUUCUUCCCUACUAUUACAGACUAACUGAAAAAUGGGCAUCUAUGUUUUCGGAUUCGGAGUUGGCGACCGUUGUAUCUGAUACCUUGAAGCGGAGGUCACUAGAAAUAUAUAACCACGCGAAUAGUGCCACCAAGCAGCUCAAUUUCAUCUAUUCGCUAGACGAAUAUGAAAAGGAAGUGUUUAAGAAGACUAGUGAAAGUAGUCGAAGUAUGCGCCAAUGGUUGAAAUACUGA